Ruditapes philippinarum (Manila clam) is the source of this 723-nucleotide messenger RNA. RefSeq names its product interferon-inducible GTPase 5-like. Gene Ontology annotation, molecular function: GTP binding. The record is from RefSeq and is a predicted model, not a curated record. The coding region runs from base 1 to 723 and encodes 240 amino acids. The transcript has a single exon. Lineage: Eukaryota; Metazoa; Mollusca; Bivalvia; Venerida; Veneridae. Gene Ontology annotation, cellular component: membrane.
AUGCAUGAAGAUGUAGAGAAUAACAAAAACGAUUUCGGGACUAUUAAAUCUGACACAGUUGAUAAAAUAAGGAAAGAAAUGACACAACAAGUCGCGAAUGAAUCUUUUGAAAACGUAAAUGUUUACCUUAUCGACAACCGUUUGGUUCUAGACUAUGAUUUUCCAAUCCUCAUAGAAACUAUGAUUAGUGAAGCGCCAACAUUAAAACAGAAAACAAUGGCAUUAACUAUGACAAUUUUCACAGAAGAUCUUAUAAAUCGAAAAAGGAGUGCACUUAGAAAAAGAAUAAUGGUUGUAGCACUAAAUUCAGCAGUUGGUGCAGCAGUUCCUUUGCCAGGAGUGAGUGCUGUUAUAGAUACAGCAAUCAUCAUUGGAGAAGUCAAAUUUUACAAACAACAAUUCGGCCUUGAUGAUAAAUCGUUGCAGGAAAAUGCACGCUUACUAGAAAUAAGUGUCGAAAAUCUUAAAGAGUAUUUGAACAUAACCAGGAAAAUAGCACUGUCGUCUGUACGUUCGAUUGCUACUUUUGUGGGCACCCUGGCUUUAUCAGAAGUUGCCGAGAAAGUUACAACUUUUGUUGUACCUGUACUUGGAAGUAUUAUUGCCGCGGGGAUAUAUUACAGUAGCACUGUUUCUGCAUUAAUGUCCCUAUUAGACGAAUGCGUUUCCGAUUCACUUAUUAUAAAUAAACAACUGAUGCAAAAGAUGUCUGAGUCUGUUUGA